This is a messenger RNA of Fopius arisanus, 4433 nucleotides long. RefSeq names its product tip elongation aberrant protein 1. The transcript has 4 exons. The coding region runs from base 319 to 2472 and encodes 717 amino acids. Gene Ontology annotation, molecular function: protein binding. Gene Ontology annotation, cellular component: Golgi apparatus. The record is from RefSeq and is a predicted model, not a curated record. NCBI's taxonomy places the organism in Eukaryota, Metazoa, Arthropoda, Insecta, Hymenoptera, Braconidae.
AGCAAUCAAUCUGGUGGUUCGUACAAAAAUGCAUUCGUCGUUCAUCAAUGAUUAUUAUUAUAUAUUAUGAUAAUUCACCCAGUAACCAGGAGAUCCUCCACAGGAUAUCACGUGCCACGGGAUUUGCUUAAUUAGAUAAACACCAAUUAUGGGGGGAGCAAGUGAAGAUUAGAUCAUGUUCGUGUCAAUAUUAUGAUGCAUCGAUGAUCGCAGUUCAUCGCCCCUUGCCUGGAUAUUCCAGUCGAGAUUUUCAUUAUUUAUGGAGAACAGGGAUUGAGGGAAACUCAGAGAAACUAUUGAAUUAAUAAAUUAAAAAAAAUGUGGAGUUCAGUGACAGCCGCCGGCACGGAAAAUGGACCAGCACCUCCUUCCAGGAGUAAACACAGUGCGACGUUACUAGGAGGCCAUGUUUACCUUCUCGGGGGAAGAAAUGGAAAUCUACCCUUGAGGGAUUUAUGGAGAUAUAGCCUGGCCGAGAGUCGGUGGGAGGAAUUACAUCCCAGUGGAGAACGACCUCCAGCCCUCCAGGAGCACAGUGCAGUUUCGUAUAAAGAUUCUUUGUACGUUUUUGGUGGUGAAUUGGGAUUUUCUGCAGGAACAGAAACUCCGUUGUGGGUUUACUCAGUCAAGACGAACACUUGGCGGAAGGUUCGCGCCCAGAGAGGAUGCGCGGUACCACGAGGUCGUCGAGGUCAUACAGCCCUGGUGCACCGUGGCCAGAUGCUGGUGUACGGUGGUUACCAGGACCUACGUGGCAGUUCCUCGGAGCUCUGGUCCUUCCACUUCGAGACGGAAUCCUGGCACCUGCUGUCAUCACAAUCCGGUGAUAGCGGUCCAGCCCCACGUCACAAGCACUCAGCAGUUUUGCACUGUGAUGCGAUGUACAUCUACGGUGGAAUGACAGAUCUGCAGGAGCGAAAUGACUGUUGGCGGUGGGAUGUGAACGCGAGUUGCUGGUGGCCCCUGAGGAGUAAACAGGGACCUGGUCCCCUUCACGGACAUGCAGCAUGUCGUUUACCAAGUUGCAUGCUGAUCUUUGGAGGUGAGAGUGGAGGUCUGGCGACAAAUGAACUGUGGAGCUAUCACUUUGGCACAGAAACCUGGGGGCGUCUUCUGGUACCGGGACCAAAGCCCCAGCCACGAGCUGAGAGUGUCGCCCUGGCUGUCUCAGAGCUCGUGAUACGGGGAAAUGGCAUGCAGGAGACUCGUUGCAAGACCACGAGAAAGCCACGAUUUUCCCUGGCAGGUAUCGCUAAUACUGGUGUCGACGACUGCCAAACUCCAGGGACAAUCGGCACCAGCACACGACCGAGCUUCCUCAGGGAGAUCUCUAAGCUCUCCCAGAUCAAUCUCUCACGUCUUCAUCCGAACAAAUGCAGCUACUCAGUGCUGAGUGGACAGGAGGACCACGAGGAUGAGCACAGCCAGCCCCAGGAGGCCAACUCGUAUUAUCCAUUUCAACAGGUCGACGCAGAACUCGCUGAGACGAGCCUCAACAGUCGAAUGGUCAAGUCUCGGAGUGCCAAUGCAUUGGCCAGGAGACGACAGAAAAAUUUUGCCAAUAAUCCAAGCUCUUCGUUCAAUGAUUCCUACGAGCCACCGGCCCGGACCACGAGAAUGACCAGAGAGCCAAUAUCAGUGCCAAAUUUUCGAGCCCUGACACUUCCAACUCCAGUGCUCACACCGGUAGAAGCUGCAAGACUAGUCUUCGUGGAUCCUGACGAGGACAGCGAGAACGAGGGACGACAGGAGUCGAGGAAGGAUGUGAGGCUCAUCGAUGUCGAAGAGGAGCGAGGUGACUUUGAGAGUCUUCAUCAGGCGUGCCAGCCCACCCGGGGGGAGAGCUACAGCUCCCAUUUGUACGAGGCAGUGCACAGCCCCAAAACCCCAACAACGAGACUUCCAACUUCCGCCUCCGUUCGCUUCGCCGAUCUCGAAGAGGGUGAGGAGUCAACCUCAGAUUAUGCAAGUAUCGAGGCCAGAAGUCCCGGGGAUCCCCUCGACGACUUGUGUCUCGAUAAACACGACUCCAGGAAGAGGGGGAGUAAACAUCGGGCACCCACGAUACGUGAGGGACAAUUUGGCUUCUGCAAUCCGAAUUAUCUUGGAUUGGAGACCACUGAGGACUCGAAAUUCGCGAGAAUUCUUAAUAGUCCUCCGGACAGUGUUUUGGAGGACGCACCAGGCCGCUCGGCCUCGCAGACUUUUACGGAACUCCUGGAGCUCCAGGAGAUGAAGCAACCCAGGGCACCACCCAAGAGCCUUCCCCUGGGCUCCACUUCGCCCUCCAGGAGGGCUCUCAGUGCUUCACGCGCUGAAAGACAAAAAGCCAAACUUGCUGCUAGCCAGGCACCACCAACACCAGCUCCUCUCUAUGUUUUUCUUAUCGGAGGUAGGGAGAAGGGACAGGUUACAGUUUUUGCGAGACCCGUGUCUCUCUGGAAACUACAGCUCGCUGAUAAUAUUUUUUAAGUGUAUCUGGAGUUUAGGUGAUUAUUCCCCCUUUUUUUAUUUAAACGUUAAAUUGUCUGGAGUCGGAAUUUUGUCUCUGCCAUUUUAUGUGUUUAUUGUCGAUAAGUAAAAUAGGAAUUUCAAUGAAAUUUCAAUGAAAUUUCAAUGAAUUUAUAAAUUUUUGAGCAGCUGUUGAAGUUUUCACUUAAACUUUCAGUGAAUUUUCUUACGUGAAAUAUCUUGACCUUUGAUGAUGACUUUAGAGGGAUUAGUUAUCGGAUUCAAAGAUUUGUAUGAAUGAAUGCCGAGGGGCCGAAUAUUUCGUGUCUAGUUGCAAUUUGUAUACUAAUGACCUGAAAGAGGUGAACAUUGGGAACAUUCUUCAGUAUUUUAUAGUGCAUCCGUUGUUUAAUUGAACGGGGCCGGUGUCAUGACCGGGCCAGUAUCGCUCUCAAUUUGAAAUCAUUAAAAUGAAAAAGUCUCUGAAACUUUGAAAAUACUUGCAGGUUCAAACGAUAUUAAAAGCCCAAAAAAAUAAAAUGAGUGAGUGAUGACUAGUAUUUUAUCCGUAGAUGCCAAAUACAUGAUGAAAUCAUAUUUUCAAAGAGAGCAGUUUCAUGAAGAGGGCAAAUAGCAUGAACUGCGGGAUCACGGUGUAUUGAGAAUAAGUAUUAUAUUUAAAUGUAAUCAUCAUAUUAUAGACGUGUACUCAAAUACCGUGCGAUGGAGAUAUAUAAAAGUCUUGUACCUACUGCAUUCGUUGACGUGUACACAUUGGGAUUACUAUAAUUACGAAUUUUUAUAUAACUGAUUACUUUCGAUGAUUGUGAGACACAGGAUUGUAACAGACAUCGAGUUCAUAUUGAACUUUGUAGCUCGGUAUUAAUUCGAGUGAUGGAUCUGAAGAAUUCGUGAAAUCUCGUAGAGCAGAAUUCAAAAUAUAAUUGACGAGUGAAAAUUGAAUGGAAAUCAAGGGUAUCAGCUAGAUAAUUUCUAUAAUUCUCAAAAUUCUUCAAUUCGGAAAAUGAAAAGGCUGCACUGUUAGGAAAAAAAUUAAUUUCAUUGUAUUCAAUAGAAUUCUCUAUUUUUUAACAACAGGCAAUUUUUUAAUGAACAUUUUACUGAAUUAGAUUGGGUCUUGAGAUUAAAUUGGAAAUUGCAAAAUGUAUUUCACAGGAAUCAUUAUGAUUAUGGGGUUUUGGUUGAUUUUGUUUCGAUCUAAUGAAUCUAACAGGGUAGAGAUUGCAGAGAAAAUAUACGUAUUGGUGUGCCACAACUCUGAACAGGAGUUUGCUCAAUGAUUUCUUGACUGGAUUAUUAAUUAACGCUGAUUGAUGCGUGAUAUGAUAUUCAAAAGUAUUGGGAUAUGAAGAGAAUGAUAACGUCCAAAGUAUGUGCAAUGGGGUGGAAUAUCCUGCCAUUUUAAGGGUUUACUAUUCAUAUUUAUUAGUAAUAGCGUGACUAUUUGUUUCGUUAGUGAUAUUUUCAGAGCCUCCGAGGGCUUCUAACAGUGGAAUCCAUCCCGAAAGGUGAUUUAUUUGAGAUCAUUAGGUCAUUAUAAAAAGCUCAAAACACAUUGUUGUAUUAUCACUAUUGCUGUUACAUCUAGGAAUUUCUGAAAUUCGUUGCACGUUUUUUUUUCUUGUUUUUAGGAAUUACAAAUUUGGAUUUUUUUGGAGUUUUAGGCGCGAAAUAUGUACGAUGUAAUUGCUAAUUGAUUAUUUUUUAUUUAAUGUGAAGUUCGACAUAUCACGGAAGGUAUGAAUUGUUUAUUUGUUCAAAUGUUAUUAUUACGAUUAAAAAUCAGUACGACAGCCUAUUAUGUUUCAUUUGGAUGAGCAAGUGAAGUGGAGACAGAGAAUCAGUGUUUUCCAUUCUGUACAUUAUCUUCAUACUCUAUUUGGAAUGAAACAGGAAAAAGUAUAAACAUGUCUGUACAAAAUAGUGUGAAAUAAAUGUUCGUAGGUAAAUAGCUAUGACUC